UGUGAUUUAUUUUGGGGGUUCGCUCUCCAAGGUCCCAUUCCAAUCAAUGGCGGCUUCCGCCUACAUUCUCCACUCCUCCUACCGCCGUUCUACCACUUCACUCCCCCUUUACCACCUCCCUCGUCUUUCACGUCAAUCCGUCUCAUCCCCACACCGAUUCCCCUCUCUCUCCCUCCUCUCCCUCAAUCACCACUCCUCCAAAUUCCCCUCUUUCAAUCCAUUUCCCUUUUCCGCGCCGCCCAAUUUCUCCAUCUCCGCUACUCGCCUCCUACUCGGCCACCAAAACUCCUCAUUCCGCUGGAAUUUCGCCCAUGGGGCAAUACCUACCGAUCACAGAAACAGUAUCGGCGCUAGCCAUACCGAUUCCGAGGUUGCGGUGGUGAUACUUGGGUGGCUGGGGGCAAAGCCGAAGCACCUUAGACGGUACGUUGAGAUGUACAACGCAAGGGGCAUUCAUGCCGUUACAUUUGUUGCUUCCGUAAUGGAUGUGCUUUCCUUCGAUUUGGGGAGGAAGUUGGAGGAGAGGGUGCGGAGCCUUGCCGAUGAGCUUGCGGCGUGGCUGUCCGAUCACGGUGGCCGCGAUCGCAUCUUGAUCUUCCAUACCUUCAGCAACACUGGCUGGCUAGCGUAUGGUGCCAUUCUUGAUAAUUUGAAGGAUAGGCAGGAUUUGUUGGAGAAGAUUAAAGGAUGUGUAGUGGAUUCAGGAGGAGACCCUGAUAUCGAUCCCAAGGUUUGGGCUGCUGGAUUUACCACUGCUUUGCUAAAGAAAAGCAGCUCAGCUACUUAUUCAUCCACAGAAACAGCUCAAUCGAACGAAUCACAUCCCUUUUGUGUUGAAACCUUGAUGUUGGGUGCAUUUGAGAAGCUGUUCUCCUUUCUUCUUAACUUGCCUGAUGUAAACAGGAGACUGCGAAAGAUCAUAUCCAUCCUCUCGAGGAGUCAGCCACCUUGUCCGCAACUGUAUCUGUAUAGUACUGGAGAUAAGGUUAUCCCAUUUCAAAGAGUCGAGACAUUCAUGGAUGAGCAGAGGCAAAAUGGGAAACUACACGUCUUCUCUUUUGAUUUUGGCUCAUCUCCUCACGUGGAUCAUUAUCGCACAUUUCCUGAUGUGUAUGCUUCUCAACUCGACAAUUUUUUGAAAGAAUGUUUGAGCUUUGUAGGGAAGUUGUAGAACCAAUAGUAGUACUAAUUUUUAUUAAGAACUACUCAUAUUUGCAACAAUUAAUUUUAACCACAAGCGUCAUUUUAUAUUUGUAACA
Salvia splendens (bonfire salvia) is the source of this 1259-nucleotide messenger RNA. Its product is annotated as transmembrane protein 53. NCBI's taxonomy places the organism in Eukaryota, Viridiplantae, Streptophyta, Magnoliopsida, Lamiales, Lamiaceae. The transcript is spliced from 4 exons. The record is from RefSeq and is a predicted model, not a curated record. The coding region runs from base 47 to 1171 and encodes 374 amino acids.